AUGGAGGACGAUGCAGCUGCUUUUGUUCAAUGCUGCCACAAAUGUCAAAUUCUUGGGAACCUUGUUCACGCGCCUUCCACCCCUUUACACUCUAUAAGCAGUCCAUGGCCAUUUUACAGUUGGGGACUGGACAUUAUCGGAAAAAUCAAUCCGCCAUCAUCGAAGCAGCAGGAAUAUAUCAUAACCUCAACAGAAUACUUUACUAAAUGGAUGGAGGCCAUUCCUCUGCGAGGAACUACAGGAGCAACAAUUGCGGCUUUCAUUAAAGAGUAUAUCAUUUUCCGUUUUGGUGUGCCUAAGCAUAUUAUCACUGAUAAUGGCACUCCCUUCGUCAACAAACAUGUACGAGAGUUACUUGAAGAAUAUGGAAUUAAGCAGGUCUUCUCCACUGUCUACUACGCUCAAGGAAACGGAAAAGCUGAGAGUACCAACAAGACGUUGAUCCGGAUUAUCAGUCGAACAGUACAUGACAAUCAUAGAGAAUGGCACGACCAGUUACCAAUGGCGCUAUGGGCAUACCGGACGUCACCCAGAAUCUCCAUUGGAGUUUCUCCAUACUCACUUGUUUACGGUGCGGACGCAAUUAUGCCAGCAGAGAUCAAAAUCCCAUCAGGCAGGAUUGCAGCAGCAACCGGGGUCCACUGGAACGAGGAUGAAGCAUUUAACUCCAGAGUAGCUGAGUUAGACACUCUGGAUUUCAGAAGAAGUAAAGCAGAGGAACGCAUUCAAGUGUACAUGAAUAGAAUUUCCAGGGCGUAUAAAAAAACUGUGAAACCACGUGUUUUCAAAGCUUACAGUACCGGCUACUACAAGAUCAUGAAGAUGGACGGGGGCAAGUUAGAAGCAGUCAACAACGGAAUAUGGCUCAAGGCAUAUCAUGCUUGA
Papaver somniferum (opium poppy) is the source of this 885-nucleotide messenger RNA. RefSeq lists its product as uncharacterized. Lineage: Eukaryota; Viridiplantae; Streptophyta; Magnoliopsida; Ranunculales; Papaveraceae. The coding region runs from base 1 to 885 and encodes 294 amino acids. The record is from RefSeq and is a predicted model, not a curated record. Gene Ontology annotation, molecular function: nucleic acid binding. Gene Ontology annotation, biological process: DNA integration. The transcript is spliced from 2 exons.